CUAGACGAUCUUGUUGACCCUACUGAUCCAACUCGAAUUUACAAUGAGUUUAAUUUGAUUGCCCAAGGAGAAUCGGGUCAAUUGUACUCGGCCAAAUGUAUUCACACAAAUCAAACUGUGGCUGUUAAAAAGAUCCCUAUUACAUCUAUAGAAAAACUAAGCAAAAUCAGGAACGAGUUGGUCACUAUGAAAUCAAGUCGUCAUCCAAAUGUAGUCGAAUAUAUUGCCACCUACCGAACACAAAAUGAAGUCUGGGUUGUUAUGGAAUGUAUGGAUAUUGCCUUGUCCGACAUCCUGUCUACAAAAUCAUGUGAAGGAAAACCGUGCCUGAGAGAGGAUCAGAUCGGACGCGUUGCUAGAGAACUCUUACGUGCCCUAUGCCGUAUCCAUCGACUGGGACGAGUGCAUCGUGAUAUUCGGAGUGACAAUGUGCUGUUAAAUAUGCGUGGCGAGGUUAAAAUAGCUGACUUUGGCCACUGUGCUCAAUUGACUCAGAAUUCACCACAUCGAAACUCGGUUGUCGGCACACCGUACUGGAUGGCACCAGAAGUUAUCAAGGGCCAGAAUUAUGCUUACAAGGCUGACAUUUGGAGCCUUGGUAUUGUACUGAUGGAAAUGGCACAGGGCAACCCACCUUAUGUCGAUUCCCCGCCUCUUCGUGCCCUGUGUUUAAUUGCCUCUCAUGGAUCUCCGGAUCUAGACGAUCCCAAAAUCUGGUCCGGUCAUUUUAAGCACUUUCUCGCUGAGUGCACCACUAUAGAUCCAACAAAGAGACCCGAUGCAGCUACUUUGUUAAAGGUAAGCAAAAGAAAGAAAGGCAAUUGA
Messenger RNA from Phycomyces blakesleeanus NRRL 1555(-), 825 nucleotides. RefSeq lists its product as hypothetical. The annotation marks the transcript as partial. Gene Ontology annotation, molecular function: protein serine/threonine kinase activity; protein tyrosine kinase activity; ATP binding. The transcript is spliced from 6 exons. Lineage: Eukaryota; Fungi; Mucoromycota; Mucoromycetes; Mucorales; Phycomycetaceae. Gene Ontology annotation, cellular component: cytoplasm. Gene Ontology annotation, biological process: protein phosphorylation; intracellular signal transduction; regulation of MAPK cascade. The record is from RefSeq and is a predicted model, not a curated record.